This is a messenger RNA of Haliotis rubra (blacklip abalone), 2630 nucleotides long. RefSeq names its product beta-lactamase domain-containing protein 2-like. The transcript is spliced from 8 exons. NCBI's taxonomy places the organism in Eukaryota, Metazoa, Mollusca, Gastropoda, Lepetellida, Haliotidae. The record is from RefSeq and is a predicted model, not a curated record. Bases 240 to 1382 code for a protein of 380 amino acids.
GAAGGUGGCCAACUGCAUACCUGAACCGGUUUCGCUGUCUUUAUUGGUAUUACCUGGUGGGCUGUCGGGUGGAGGGAGAGUGUGCAGUGUGCUAUCAACCAUUACGCUAAGACCCCAUCAUAUUCACAUAUCGCACAGUUUUUUGACAAUGGGACUGGUACGCUGGGGAGUAACCCUCCUUCUCUUCACCCUGGCGUUCACGUAUCUGCCUAGACUGUUUGCACCGAAACUGAAGCCUCAUGUCGAUGGUUAUUUUCAUCCGAAGUUUCGCAAAGUUGCUGACAUCCUCAGGUAAAAAAAAUGUGGAAAGUGGAAAGGAGCGGGGUGCGGCGUUCGCUGUGUAUCACCGUGGGGAGGUUGUGGUCGACAUGUGGGCAGGAUAUGCUGACGAUGAGGCUGAGAGACCCUGGGCCAGUGACUCAAUGUGCAUUGUCUUCUCAACUACGAAGGGCAUGGCCGCUCUCGCCGUAGCGAGGAUGGUAGACAAGGGAUGGCUGGACUACAAGAAGCCGGUGGCCCAUUAUUGGCCGGGGUUCGCGCAGAACGGAAAAGGGGAGAUAACUGUUGAGCAGUUACUGGGACAUCAGGGCGGGCUGGUGUCCCUUGGUGGCAACAAGACGACUCUACGUGAAUACCGUGACAACCAGGAAGCCUUCACCCGACGACUGGAGGAGGUAACGCCUCUAUGGGAACCAGGUACUGCCCACGGUUACCAUGCCUUUACGUUUGGCUUCUACGUGGAUACUCUUGUCAGGAUGGCAGACCCCAAACACAGGAACAUGACUCAGAUAUUCCGGGAGGAGAUUGCCGAGCCUUUUGGCAUUGACUUCCACAUCGGUCUCCCAAAAUCUUUGUCACAUCGGGUAGCCCGAGGACAUUACCUGUCUCCCCUGGAGUCGAUUAUCUCUUCCAUGAAAUCUUGGCAUUUGUUUCACCUCUUUGCCAGUAGCACAUUCUUCCCGGACACCAUCACUGGCAAGUCACUAAAUGUUAUAGGUUUAGAGUUCAAUACGUUUAAUGACCCUGAAGAGAUGAGUAUUGGACAGUCAGCGGUACUUGGUAUCGGGACAGCUCGCAGUUUGGCCAAACUCUACAGUUACAUGGCAAUGGGCGGAAGUAUCAAAGGGAAACAACUCCUCAAACCGGAAACUUGGAAGUUGGUGACAACCAGUUUGAGAAAAGGCCAGGAUCUCGUAUUUCCUUCGCUCACAUCAGAGUGGGGCAGAGGUGUAGGAUUUCGUGAUCUCCCUCACCCAAAAUAUAAGGGUCAGAAAAUUAUCGGUCACUCGGGUUUUGGGGGUCAAGUCGGAUACUUUGACACCGUCAACCAGGUCUCCUUGGGGUACAUCACAAAUCAUGCCUCUGUACACGGUCUUUUUUGAUGACCCACGGUUCCUCGACCUGGAGGCUGCCUUUUAUGACUGUCUGGAGGAUUAUGUACGAACUCAGAAAUAGUUAUUUCCGAGAAAACAUGAGUCUUUGUUUUAGGUUUUUAAAUGGCGGCUAUAUAAAUUUGUUGGCACCUUUCAUUUCUGGAAGAUUCAGUACGAACUCAGAAAUAGUAAUUUCCGAGAAACAAUUAUUUUUUGUUAAGGUUUGUAUAUGGCGGCUACAUAAAUUUGUUGGCACCUAUCGUUUCUGAAGAAUUUUGUACGAACACAGAAAUAGUAAUUUCCGAGGAAAUUCUUGAAACGCUUGGAAGCAGUUCACCUUGCAGUUUUGGCGCAGUAGGAUUCUGAUCAUCUGUACCAAAAACGAAUAAAAGGCACUCUUAAAAUCCUUAAAUCAGUUAGGCAAAUACAACGUAACCAAAGACUGAAGUAACACCAAACGCAUGUAAAUAAGGUGAAGCAUGACACGGGUACGGGUAACAGGGUAUUUUAAAUGAAUUACAUUUGAUGUUUCUGUGUGAUUACGUUUGGGUUAGUGUGGAAGCACUGUGUGGAAUGUUUGACAUCCUCCUUGAUAAUGUUCAUGUGAAGUUAGAGAGAAAGACAUUUACCCCAAAGCGAAGGCAUCUCUAUUGACUUAUAUUGUGCUGCCCCUCUUGUCGAUCUGUUUGUUUAUGCGCAUGAAUCGGAAUAUUUCAUAGGACUAAUUGUUUCAUCGGAAUUUCAGAAGUUGGUGAGUCAUAAACGAAACAUAGCGUUAUAACGGUGUAAGAAUCUACUCUUUGAAACGUCGCUCUAUACAGUAAACUAGAAGUUGUCAUCCCUAAAGUUGUCUGUUUUAUUUCUGUUCAGACUGGCAAAAUGAAAACAAAUUCUUUCGGCCAACAAUUUGAAUUUAAGGUUUGGGGGCUUCGGUGGUAUGAUAUCGUUCAAUAUGAAGCGGGGCGGUGGGGUAGCCUAAUGGUUAAAGCGUUGGCUCGUCACGCCGAAAACCCGGGUUCGAAUCCCCAUAUGGGUACAAUGUGUGAAGCCCAUUUCUGGUGUCCCCCGCCGUGAUGUUGCUGGAAUAUUGCUAAAAGCGGCGUAAAACCAAACUCAGUCAGUCAGUCAGUCAAUAUGAAGCCCAGAGGCAAUCCCCUUCAAGCGACUUACCCACUAGACAUACAAAGAGGCCAAAGAGGCUUUAUCUGUGUCAUGUUUAAGGAAUAACGAUACAGACUUGCAAAAAUACUCUCAAAA